CAGACUGGGACACACCCUCAGCUCCCUGUUCUCUGAGCUUCACUUACUGCAGAAAACUUCUCCACAACUUCUCACCAGGUUCUGCAGGCUCUUCAGAUAAUACAGAGAGGACCCCCAAACCGCGCUGUUGUGUUGUUUUAGCGUUAGAAAUUAGUAGGAAACUCAGAAAGUAGUUUUAAAGCCUGUUUUUAUCCGCCAGCAUGACUUCAUACCUGUGGAUUUUAGUGCUGGCGGCUCUGUCGGUGUCGAGAGCGCAGGAUGAUCUCAGCCUUUUCGAUGCUCUAGAUGAUGAUGAACCAACUCCACCUCCAGUAAAACCUCCUAAAGCUGGAGGAGAUGGUAACAUUGAGCUCGAUCUAUCUGAUGCCCUUGGUCCAGACAUACCAGAAAAGCCUAAGAAGCCUGCAGGAGACCCAUCUAAAACUGGAGACUCUAGUAAUUUCGACAUCACUGAUGCUUUUGAUAACGAUCCAAAGAAACCUUCUGGAGGAGGAGGUGGUGGAUUUGAUGAUUCAGACCUGGGUGAUGUGGCUGGUAACGGUGACUACAAGCCUGAUCCUGGUCAGGGAGGCCGUGGGGGAGCACGAGCCGGUGACUCUAACUACGACAACAGCGGUGGUGGAGAACAAGGAGCAGCUCAAGGCGGACAAAUGGCCGGAAUCAUCAGUGCAGUGGGCGUGGCCAUUCUUGGUGCCGCCUCCAGCUACUUCGCCUACCAGAAAAAGAAACUCUGCUUCAAAAUUCAAGGAGGUGCUGACCCAGAGAGUGGUACAAACCAGGCUGGCACACAUUCUGAACCCCAAGUUCUCAGCAACCUCCUGAAAUCAUCGUCCUAACUCCAUCAGAGAUCACGGAUCUACAGCAGAAGCCUCUGCUGAGCUCUGAACUCUGAGUCUGAAGUUGAUGUGUUUGAUUGACUUUAAUGAUGUGCUAUAAUGUGUAUCAUUUGAUUGAUAGGUAGAUUGAUUGAUUGUGUUUGUUAUUGUUUUAGUUGUUUAGUCGUUUUUAAGCGUGUUAACGGCCUUAGAGUGCUUUAAAACUUGAACUCUUGUGUUCUCAUGCUUUGGGUGAGAAUACAUGAUUAAACAGACAUUAGUUUUUUUAUUAUUACAGUCUGUUCACGUUAUUUCGGUAAUAGUUUAUUUGGCAUACUUGCACUUUAAGUGAAAGAAAGCACAGAAACAUAAUGAUGAACAAUGCAGAUUAGGCCUUCACCGAAUAUUUGGCAACCCGAACAGAAAAGUGCUUUUUUGUUUGUUUUGUUUUUGCAGUUUUGCCCAAAUAAUUUUGCGUAAAAUAAAAUACAGAAUAGCUUAUACUGACAAUUAAUCAGCUAAAUUUAAAUAUGCUAAUGCUAUGUAUUUUAUUCAGUCAAAACGGCAGAAUUAAUGAAAACCUGCAAAAAAAAAGCAUGAUUAAUUUUAAAAGUUAAGAGUUCGGUUUUAGCCAAAUAUAUUGGUGCUUCCUUAAAACAGAUUAAAAUAAACAUUUUAAAACUGUUAAAAAUGUUGCUAAACUGAAACGUGCCAGCUUUACACAUCAACAUGAUGAGUGGACCAAUAGAAAUGGUCUAAA
Astyanax mexicanus (Mexican tetra) is the source of this 1575-nucleotide messenger RNA. It is a transcript of the gene cd99, whose product is annotated as CD99 molecule. The record is from RefSeq and is a predicted model, not a curated record. NCBI's taxonomy places the organism in Eukaryota, Metazoa, Chordata, Actinopteri, Characiformes, Acestrorhamphidae. Gene Ontology annotation, biological process: homotypic cell-cell adhesion; T cell extravasation; positive regulation of neutrophil extravasation. Bases 201 to 836 code for a protein of 211 amino acids. The transcript is spliced from 14 exons.